Messenger RNA from Penicillium oxalicum, 1902 nucleotides. Its product is annotated as transcription factor domain-containing protein. The record is from RefSeq and is a predicted model, not a curated record. Bases 1 to 1902 code for a protein of 633 amino acids. Gene Ontology annotation, molecular function: DNA-binding transcription factor activity, RNA polymerase II-specific; zinc ion binding; DNA binding. The transcript has 4 exons. Gene Ontology annotation, biological process: regulation of DNA-templated transcription; DNA-templated transcription. Lineage: Eukaryota; Fungi; Ascomycota; Eurotiomycetes; Eurotiales; Aspergillaceae.
AUGUCGAGCGCGUGUAUCAUCUGCCAUAAGAGGAAGGUGCGAUGCGACCUGGCGAUCCGCAGCCCUUGCAGCAACUGCAUCAAGUCUGAUCUAGAGUGCAUACCUUAUACACGGAAGCGCAAGAGAUUCACCAAUAGCUUGUCGCCGGGGCGCGCACCCAGCAGUGGCUCGGUGAGUCGACGUGAGUCGCAAGCCCCUGCCGACACACCCAUCGAUGGCGCGGUUCGGACAGCGCGAGUAUCGUCCUUUGGCGACAAUGCGACUCCCGUCAGUCGACAUGACGAGCCAACUGUGGUCGCUGCGGCCGGGAAUGACGGGCCCUUCGUCAAGGAGGAGAGCUACCGCGGCCGGAGCGAGUAUUUAGGCGGAAGUGUGCCAUUUGACGAAAAUAUGGUGAAACCGGGCCAUGAGACGAAUUAUGCGAGCGAGAAUGAAAAGGCCUCGGCUGCAGAUCUUCAGAUGCUGCGGGAGCAAGGCGCAUUUGAAUUGCCCCCAAUGGCAGUCCAGAAUGAACUGAUGAAAAGCUUCCACAAGUACUGUGCGCCAUGGACUCCGGUCGUCGAUCCGACAUGGUUGGAUCAUCACCACUCUCCUCCGUCGAUGCUCCUGUUGCAAGCCAUAUUUUUGGCUGGGAGUCGGGUUUCCACGGCACAUCUGGAGUACGGGUCCAGUGAGGUCUUUUAUCGACGGGCAAAGCUGCUGUUCUUCUUUGGUGGCCGGAAUAAUUCCUUGAUCUCAAUAGUGGCGGCCUGCCUGCUGCACUGGUAUAAUCCAGUGGGACCGGAAGAUGUCUCGACAGACACCAGCGGCUUUUGGAUCCGAACGGCCGGAGCCAUGGCAUUUCAAAUUGGUCUUCACAAAGAGCCUCCGGCGAAUGCGAAAGACCGUGGUCUUCGCCGGAGAUUGUGGUGGUCUCUCGUGAUUCGGGAUAAUGUCAUCUCUGUCGGGGUCGGGAGGCCUCGUACGAUCAAUCUUCGCGACAGCGAUGUGCUUCCUCCGUCCAUGGCCGACUUUCCCGCCAAUGACUUCCGAGCUCGGCUCUUCUUAGCCUAUUGCACGAUAUCUUGUCAUCUGGGGGAUACCGUGGAGUGUUACUUACGCCGAGAGAUAUCUCGGCAGCGACGGAUCGACCUGGAAAAUGCCAUCUACAGAUGGGCCAAGCAGGUCAUUCCCAAAUUGCGAUCAUCUGCCGCACAGCAAGAAGACGCCGUCACCUCACACUUUGAAGUCCAACAAUUGUCGGUCAUGUACUUUGUGGUCUUGACCACUUUACAUCGAUCCCCCACGCCGAACAGCGUGCCGCCCGCCGUGUCUCUGGUGGCAUCCUCCUUUAUUGCAGGAAUCUACGAGGAAUUUCUCCUUCGGGAUGAGCUUCGCUACCUGGGGCCGGUCUUUGCGUUUUAUCCGCUCUGCAGCGGGCUGUCAUUACUUUCCAGCUGGCGGUAUUCCCAACUGCAAAGUACCGCAGAACACGAACUGACGGUGAUCAAACUGUCUCUCCAAAAGCUGUCAGAGCGAUGGCUCUCCGCAGUCGGCCCGCUGCGCGCCUUGAACAAAUUGACUGAAAAAGUCCGAGAGCAAGGCCUCGUCGACAGUCCCCCACCCACACUGGAUCUCGACACGGCUUCCUUUUUCGAUGGGUUCGACUCCAAGUUCUGCAAGCAGUGGCGUUUGAUCGGGCAAUCUGACGAGGGCGCGCACAUAGCGGCGUCUUCCACCGCUACGUGCUCCAUGGCGGAGGUUCAAGAACCUGAUGGCGUGAUUCAGUCCUUGAGCACUCGGGCAGAUGCACCUGUGGAUGAUUUCGGUCUGCCCGCGCUUGAUACCAACCUGGAGGCUUUCAGUAAUAGUUGGGAGGGUUCUGGAUUCGACUGGAGCGGCUCUUGGCUACUGAACAUCUGA